Molecule: messenger RNA, 1764 nt
Organism: Helicoverpa zea (corn earworm)
Lineage: Eukaryota; Metazoa; Arthropoda; Insecta; Lepidoptera; Noctuidae
Gene: Drgx
Product: pituitary homeobox 3
Exons: 11
Coding region: 1-1296 (431 amino acids)
Biological process (GO): regulation of transcription by RNA polymerase II
Molecular function (GO): DNA-binding transcription factor activity, RNA polymerase II-specific; RNA polymerase II transcription regulatory region sequence-specific DNA binding
Source: RefSeq, a predicted model, not a curated record
AUGCAAAUCGAGUUGGAAGAAAGAAGUGUCGGCGGCCGCGAGACCGUCUCUUUCCUCCGUAGAAUAUCCGAACGUAUUCGAGCGGGAGAGGCGACGUGCAGUGGAUUACUGUUUGAGCGGGAGCGAGAGAGAGGCCGUCGCAAAAUAUUUUCGGACGCUAAUAAGCUGGCGAGCGGUGGCGGUGGCGGACGAGGGCUGUUCUGCUACCACUGCCCGCCCAGCUUGCCACCGCAUCAGCAUCGCCUGCCCACCUUAGAGUAUCCCUUCACGGCCUCGCAUCCCUACACAAGCUACUCGUACCACCCGGCGAUACACGAUGACACGUUCGUUCGUCGGAAACAACGGCGUAACCGCACCACCUUCACGUUGCAACAGUUGGAGGAGCUGGAAACUGCGUUUGCGCAGACACACUACCCCGACGUGUUCACGAGAGAAGAUCUCGCGCUCAAGAUCAACCUCACGGAGGCUAGAGUACAGGUGUGGUUUCAGAACCGGCGAGCGAAAUGGAGGAAAGCGGAGCGAUUGAAGGAAGAGCAGAGGAAGAGGGAGGGCGAUGUGCUCACUAAGAGGGACCCCGCCGAUGAUAAGGGGUCUUCCGAAUGCGGCAUGUCCCGGGGUUCGGCGGAGGCCUCACCCGUGUCCGGCGCGGCAGUGUCACCCCGAGCGUCUCCCCCUGUCACCCCCGGUUCGCCUCGUCGCUCCCCGUUGCGAUCGCCGAAUAGAUCACCCAAUAGAUCGCCAAGACAUGAGAGGUCUGAAGCCAGCUGCCCGUCUCCCGCGCCCUCAGUGGGCAGUGCGAGUUCAAGAGACGGCGCUAUGGACCAGCGUCCCCCUCACCACAUCUUCUCACCUUUCGACCACGGGCAGUCGCCCAACGUUGCACAGACUCCUCUGCAAUGCUUCGCUACUCUGUUCGAUCUCCGUACGGGCGCAUUCCGCACGUCCCCCGGCGGCGCGGGCGAGCCGCCGCCGGCGCCGCCGCCGCCGCUGUUCCUGCCGCCGCAUCUGUCGCAUCUGUCGCAACACCUCAACCAUUUGUCGCAGCCUUUCUUCCCGCUUAAAGGUUGGGGCGCCCCCUGCCCUUGCUGCCCCAAAGAAGAAGCGCGCUCCUCCAGCGUGGCCGAGCUCAGGCGCAAGGCUCACGAGCACUCCGCCGCACUGCUGCACCAGCUCGCGAGCUUCCAGUCCCGAGCGCUCUUACCGUUGCCUCUGCCGCUGCCAUUGCCGCCACUGCCGUUGCUGCCCCAUGACGGCCAGCAACCACAAAGCCACGAGCCCCCGAAGCAUCAGGAGUGAAGUUUCAGUGGCUUCUUGUAUAGUUGAGUGCUCCUGCCGUUGCCACUACUGCCGUUGCUGCCCCAUGACGACCAACAAACACAAAACCAUGAACCCCCUAAACAUCAGGAGUGAAGUUUCAGUGGCUUCUUGUAUGGUCGAGCGCUCCUGCCGUUGCCUCUGCCGCUGCCGUUGCCGCCGCUGCCGUUACUGCCCCAUGACGCCCAACAACCACAAAGCCAUGAGCCCCCCAAACAUCAGGAGUGAAGCUAUAAAGCUAUAAAAUAAUGCAUGCAAUAAUUUAUGGUGAUGGUAAUUCCACUAUAUGAGAAAUCUUUGCAACUAUUAUAUUACCUAAACACCAGGAGUACCUAAAGAUUCAGUGGCUUCUUGCAUGGUGAUCGUAACGUAACAGUUAAAUUCUCGCGACCCCAACUGUCGGUGAAGCUUUAUUGUAAUUUCACGGUAAAUAAAUUUCUUGCAUAAACA